Molecule: messenger RNA, 4891 nt
Organism: Anolis sagrei ordinatus
Lineage: Eukaryota; Metazoa; Chordata; Lepidosauria; Squamata; Anolidae
Product: histone H2A type 2-B-like
Biological process (GO): heterochromatin formation
Cellular component (GO): chromatin; nucleosome
Molecular function (GO): structural constituent of chromatin; protein heterodimerization activity; DNA binding
Source: RefSeq, a predicted model, not a curated record
CGACGGGUCGGGCUUGGAUUUAUAUCCCCUCAGCCGCUCGCGCUUGUUGUCAUUGCAGCGGCGGCGCUCGAAGGGGGAGGUUGCGGAGAAGUAGCGGCUGAGGGCUCUUCUCUCCGCCAUGUCCGGCCGGGGCAAAUCCGGCGGCAAGGCCCGCGCCAAGGCCAAGUCGCGCUCCUCGCGGGCCGGGCUGCAGUUCCCGGUGGGGCGCGUGCACCGGCUCCUGCGGAAGGGCAACUACGCGGAGCGGGUGGGCGCCGGGGCCCCCGUCUACCUGGCCGCCGUGCUGGAGUACCUCUCGGCCGAGAUCCUGGAGCUGGCCGGCAACGCGGCCCGGGACAACAAGAAGACCCGCAUCAUCCCGCGCCACCUCCAGCUCGCCAUCCGCAACGACGAGGAGCUCAACAAGCUGCUGGGCGGCGUCACCAUCGCCCAGGGAGGCGUCCUGCCCAACAUCCAGGCCGUGCUCCUCCCCAAGAAGACCCAGAGCUCCAAGAAGUGAGCCCGGCCGCCAGGGCAGGGAAAGCCCGCGGCAUCCGGACACUGGGCCCUCGCCUUCACCCUGGGGGGCCCCUCUGCCCCAUCCUCUUGGCCCCCUCCUCCUCCUCCCUGGUGCUCUGCCCGCCUCCUCUGCCCUCCCAGCCCUGGUCCCCUCAGCACUCUUGGGCCAAGCGGCUCCAUUCAGCACUCUAGUAUUCCCUCUCUGUGUGAGAUGAAGAGCCAUCCCCCUCAUUUCCCAUGUCAACAAAGGGUUCUCUGCCCUCCUAGUCCUUCCAUCUGGUCGUUCCAAGAGGCUUGAAUCCCUCCCCCUCUUUUAGUUUAGACAAGGCAUGGGCAAACUUCAGCCCUCCGAGUGUUUUGGACUUCACCUCCCUCAAGUCCUAACAGCCUGUAGGAAAUCCUAACAGCUAGUAAAAAUUCUGGGAGUUGUAGGCCAAAACACCUGGGGACCCACAGGUUAAGAAUCACGGCUUUAACCUGGAAUCUCAUGCCUUGGAAGUGGCUUAAUCUACAGCAGGCAUGAGCAAACUUUGGCCCUCCAACUCCCACAAUUCCUAACAGCCAGUACAAAAUCCUAACAGCUGGUAAACUGGCUGGGAGUUGUAGGCCAAAACACCUGGGGAUCCACAGAUUGAGAACCACUGCUUUAGCCUGAAAUAUUUUUCCUUGGAAAUUGCAUAAUCUCCAGCAGUCAUGGGCAACCUUUGGCCCUCCAGGUGUUUUGGACUCCACCUCCCACAAUUCCUAACAGCCAGUAGGAAAUCCUAACAGCUGGCAAACUGACUUGGAUUUCUGGGAGUUGUAGCCAAAACACUUGGGGACCCACAGGUUAAGAAUAAUUGUUUUAGCCUGAAAUCUCUUGCCUUGGGAGCGGCAUAAUCUACAGCAGGCACGGGUAAACUUUGGCCCUCCAGGUGUUUUGGACUCCAGCUCCCACAAUUCCUAACAGCCGGUAGGAAAUCCUAACAGCUGGUAAACUGGAUUUCUGGGAGUUGUAGGCCAAAACACCUGAGGACCCACAGGUUGAGAGCCACCGAUUCAGCCUGAAAUCUCUUGCCUUGGAAGCAGCUUAAUCUACAGCAGGCAUGGGCAAAGUUUGUCCCUCCAGGUGUUUUGGACUACAACUCCCACAAUUCCUAACAGCUGGCAAACUGGCUGGGAUUUCUGGGAGUUGUAGGCCAAAACACUUGGGGAUCCACAGGUUAAGAAUCACUUCUUUAGCCUGACAUCUCUUGCCUUGGAAGCGGCUUAAUCUAAAGCAGGCAUGGGCAAAAUUUGUCUCUCCAGGUGUUUUGGACUACAACUCCCACAAUUCCUAACAGCCAGUAGGCUGUUAGGAAUUGUGGGAGCUAGAGUCCAAAACACCUGGAGAGCCAAAGUUUGCUCAUGCCUGGUUUAGAUCUUUGCAUUCCCAUCUCCUGGCAUUAUUGUGGGAAGCCUCACCUUCCUCCUUUUCCCUGUCACCGAAAGGAGCCUGGCUGCCACUUAGUUGCCCUGCCAAUUGAUUUUCCCCUUUCCUCCACAUCCCUCUAGCCUAGCUUCAGCACUCUAGUAAACAUUCUCCAUUGUGGCAGAGAUUAUUGUGGGAAGAGUCAUCUUGCUUCUUUUCUAUGUCACUGAAAGGGCAUCUGCUUUGGGGCCUGGCUGCCACCUAGUGUCCUGCAAAUUGACCAAUCUUCCCCCCACCCUCCAAAAAUCCUUUAACCCAGUGGUUCUCAACCUGUAGGUCCCAGAUGUUUUGGUCUUCAACUCCCAGAAAUCCUAACUGGUAAACUGGCUGGGAUUUCUGAGAGUUGUCAGCCAAAACACCGACAGGCUGUUAGGAAUUGUGGGAGUUGAAGUCCAAAACACCUGGAGGGCUGAAGUUUGCCCGUGCCAGAUCUAUAGCAUCUGUGCAAUGAGGAGUUUCUUUCCUCCCUCCCUUAAAUCCCUUUUAUUUUCCCUAGAAGAGAGGAGUGGCAAAGGAAGAACACCCUGGGGUAUUUUUUGUUGUUAUUGUUAGUUUGUGAGUGAAGGUUUUUUUUUUUUAAACUAGAAGAAUGAUUCCUUCAUCUUUAUUUCCCCCCCAAUAAACUGAAAUCAAUGAGACUCUCUUCAAGGAUCGUGAAGCACGCCAGAAGCUUCAAGGUCUACACUGGGAAUGUCAAGGGAUUCUGGUUGGAGUGUUUGGGACAGUGGAGCUUGCCCAUACCCUGUCUGCAGGUGCUUUGGAGGGAAAAGGUGUUACCUUGUGAUUGCUUUGUUGUUUUGCACAAAGAUCCGGUCUGGUUUCGUAAAGUGACUGUCCCAGAGAUCGAGGUGGUGAUGGAUUUAUCUACCUGAUAUUGCUGCACAUCCCCAUUCAAUGUGAUCACAAAGUGAAGUAUAAAGGAAGCGGGUUGGGGUGGGAAGCUGCUAGGAAAUUUUCAGUGUAAAAAGAGGAAUUUGUCUUGCUCAGAAAGCAUUAGCUUCAUGUGCUAUUUCUCCCCACUGUAGUUUGUGUUGUAUUUGUUUUGGAACCCCAUUGCUUAUAUAUUAAUUUUUGUUGUUAUUACAAAGCUGCUCUUAAAAAUAUGGUUAUAAAAACAACAAGUUAUCAUGGCAAACAAUGGCUUAUAAGUUGCAAGACUAUACACAUGCCUGUGUUGUCUUACUGUCACCUCUGAUUGAACAAGUCUUUCAGGGUCAGGUUGCUGAGAGUUUUCCGGGCUGUCUGGCCUUGUUUGAGAAGCAUUCUCUCCUGACAUUUUGCCCACAUCUAUGGCAGGCAUCCUCGGAGGUUGGGAGGUGACCUCACAACUUCUGGGUGUGCCUGUCAUAGAUGUGGGUGAAACGUCCAGAGAGAAUGCUUCUCAAACAUGCCCAGAAAACUCACAGUAACCUAGUGGUUCCAGCCAUGAAAGCCUUCGACAACAUAUCUUUCAGGAUUGUUUUUCAAAACACAAAACUUGUAAGACCUGCCAGAGAGACAAUGGGAUUGGUAUGCAUGCCAUGAAUCAGUAAUGUUUUGACCACUGGGAGGUGGCAGAGAAGAAACCUUGCCUUGAAGUGAUAAAUUUGGAUCUUCUGAGUGUGUCUUAACAGCUUAGCUGCUAGCCAAGUGGAAGCAAGAGCCCAUGAAUUUAGGUCUAUUUUGGUCCUUUGGAUAUCAGAGGAGCUACAAUGACUUAAAGUAUUUUAGUAUAAGCUUUUGUCCUUUUCAGCCUAAAUAAUAUAAUAAUAAUAAUAAAUAUUAAACUUUAUUUAUACCCCGCCACCGACUCCCCAAUGGGGACUCGGAGCAGCCUCCAGCCCUAAAUAAUAUUAGAUAGGAGGUACUUGCUGGCUGUUUAGAACAGUAAAGAAUUGUACUAUUUCUCCCUCUCUCCCUGACUCCUUGGAUUUUCAUUCUGUUGUAGAGCCAUUGAUGGUGGCUGAACUUUAGCAUUUGAACCCCAGUUUGCACUUUAAAUUAUGUAGUGUUUUUUGUUCCAAAUUUCACUUCAGAAAAUAGAAUGCAAGCAUGGCAUCGGGUUAUUUGUAAUCCUUUGUGGAUUAAUGUUUGGGAGAUUGAAGGAGGGUUUUUUUUUUAAGAACGAAAGUAAUUUAUACAAAAAUAAAACAUCUAGUUAUGUGGUGAUUUAUGAAGUAAGUGUUUGGUUAAAUGUGCAAGCAUGAAAGUUGGCCUAGCCAGUUCUGUGGUGCAAUAAGUAGCUGUGGUCUUCUGAAACAGUACUGGAGCCAAACCUGUCUUGCUUAGGUGAAGAGUUCAUAGAACCAUGUGCAUGCAGCAGUGCCUAGGCUGUUGAAUACGUAGAACUCAUAAUAAUUACUAUUAUGGUCAGCUGUAUGUGCUGUUAAAUAGCAUGUGUUCAACCCAUCAAGUGAGUUGUAAAUCUGUAGAUGAAAUAUGUCUUGCUCUGGUUCGAUUAAUACAACCUAGACUAGUAGAAGUUGGAUGCUUUAAUAACUGGAUAAUGAAGGCAGUUUGUUCAUUCCAUUGCUGGUAGGCAUACUGUUUCACUGUUGAUGCUCAAAAAGUAGAUCUCUUCUCUGCCCCUGUUUGAUUGUCUUGCCUGCUUCCUUCCCCCUGACCUCCCAACUCCUGUGCAGGCUCAGGAACAGAAAAAAAAAAACCCUCAUGUUUCUAAAUAGCAAUCUCAUUCCUCUGGCACUGGACCAGUGUAGCUCUUCCUUUCUCCCAGAAGGAAGACUUGAUUGCAUUGUGGUGGGGAGGUAUUUCUUUACAAACAACUGCUAAAGAGUAGUAGCUGAAGUUCUGUAUUUGUGUUUUUCUGUCUUUCAAAUUAUUUUCAAAAUCAAUAUUUUGUGUUCUGUCAAAGAUUGCUUUGUAUUUAUUAGACAAUGCGGAACUUGUGAUACUGGAGAAGUGCAAAACCCAUAUUCUUAUUAAACUGAUUCGGUUUUGAAUGCA